Messenger RNA from Pyricularia grisea, 1497 nucleotides. RefSeq lists its product as uncharacterized. The coding region runs from base 1 to 1497 and encodes 498 amino acids. Gene Ontology annotation, molecular function: transmembrane transporter activity. The transcript has 5 exons. Gene Ontology annotation, cellular component: membrane. Gene Ontology annotation, biological process: transmembrane transport. The record is from RefSeq and is a predicted model, not a curated record. Lineage: Eukaryota; Fungi; Ascomycota; Sordariomycetes; Magnaporthales; Pyriculariaceae.
AUGGACACAGAAAAAGCCCAAACAUCUUCAGGUGGCGAACGACCGCCUUCCCCUGAAACUUAUUCGGUCUUUACCCGGGCCGAGAAGCGCUGCAUAACGGCCAUGGUAGCAUACUCCGCCGCCUUCUCGACGCUAAGCAGCUUCAUCUACUUCCCUGCGUUGACGCAGCUUGCCGAGUCGCUGUCGGUGUCGAUAGAUGCCAUAAAUCUAACAAUAACCUCGUACAUGGCUGUCGCCACCGUCGCGCCGACGCUGCUGGGCGACGCGGCCGACAUCCUGGGCCGGAGGCCAGCUUGCGUGUUUUCAUUGAGCCUUUAUGUCGUCACGAACUUGGCGAUGGCCCUGUCGAAAUCGUACGUGGCGCUGCUUGUUCUUCGAUUGUUUCAGGCUUUUGCGAUUUCUGGCAUCUUUGCCGUCGCGUACGGUGUGGUCACCGAUAUUGCAACCCCUGCUGAGAGGGGAUCAUAUGUAGCCGCCGUGUCUUUUGCAUCCACAAUUGCACCCAGUCUCGGGCCCGUACUGGGAGGAGGCCUGGCACACGCGGCCGGCUGGCCCUGGAUCUUCUGGUUCCUCUGCAUCUCGGCCUCGCUGAGCCUGGUCCUCAUCCUGCUCUUCCUCCCCGAGACCUCGCGAAACAUUGUAGGGAACGGCUCAGCCAGACCCCCUCGGCACCUGCGACUCCCUCCAAUCGGCCGACACCUCAUCCGGCACUGGAAGGACCACGCCGAUGACGACAGCAGCAGCAGCAACAGCCAGCCGUCGUCACGGACGAUGCCGAACCCGCUGCGAUCGCUCAGGAUCCUGGCGCGCCGGGACAACGCCGUCGUGAUGCUGGCGUGCGGGCUCCUGUACGCCGUCUACACGUGCGUCUGCGCGUCGCUGUCGGUGCUGUUUGUCGACCUCUACGCCCUCGACCAGCUGCAGGCUGGCCUCGUCUACCUCCCCUUUGGCCUCGGCGGCACCGCGUCGACUGCCAUCUGCGGCCCCCUGCUGAACCGCGCGUACCGGCGGGUGAGGGACGGAUGUGUUGCCGGUGGCCGAGAGGCCGAGGUGGCGCUGGACCGUCACGUCGCUGAUGAUCUGGACGUGUUUCCCGUCGAGAGGGCUCGGUUGGGCGUCGUGUGGUUGCCCAUGGCGGUGGCCACUGUUUCUGUGGUUGCUUUUGGGUGGACGGUGCAUCUUCAUAUGCAUAUUGCCAUCCCGCUAUGUCUACAGUUCAUUCUAGGACUGGCAAUGCAGCUAAGCUUUAGUAUUUACAAUACGCUGCUUGUAGACAAGAAUCACAGGACGCCAGCGGCAGCGCAGGCGUCUUCCAACAUUGUCCGUUGUGCGCUGGCCGCCAUAGUUGUGGCAUUUCUCCAAAAUAUAAUUGUCGCGCUGGGCGUUGGGUGGACCUUUACGCUCAUGGGUGGAUGGUGCGUUUUGAUUAUGGCUCUGUUCUUUUUGGACUAUCACAAAGGCAUGGCUUGGAGAACGGCGUCCAAAAGAUUGUUUUGA